Molecule: messenger RNA, 1268 nt
Organism: Osmia bicornis bicornis
Lineage: Eukaryota; Metazoa; Arthropoda; Insecta; Hymenoptera; Megachilidae
Product: odorant receptor Or2-like
Exons: 6
Coding region: 1-1212 (403 amino acids)
Biological process (GO): sensory perception of smell; detection of chemical stimulus involved in sensory perception of smell
Cellular component (GO): plasma membrane
Molecular function (GO): olfactory receptor activity; odorant binding
Source: RefSeq, a predicted model, not a curated record
AUGGACACCACAUCGUACACGGAUUUUUCCAUUGCUUCAGCGAUAUAUAUAACAAAGUACACAGGAAUAUGGCUACCACGAAAUGUGACUGAAGAACGGCAAAGGAAGAUAUCCAUGUCGUACAUCGCCGUCGCACUUCUAUAUGGGAUAUACGUGAACGUGGUAGAUAUUUACCACACGUGGAACGAUGCAACUCACUGCAUGUUCCUGAUACUGAACACGAUAUGUAUCUUUAUGACAAUAAUUAAGAUGCUGAUCCUAAAUUCUAAUAGAGCUGAAUUAGCUGACGCUUUUUUCUAUGCCCAACGGCACUUCUGGCAUGAUAAUUACAAUUCCGAGGAACGACUGAUCUUUUCCAUAUCUGUAAAAUAUUGCACAAGGUUUGUGUUGUUCGCAUUCGCUGUUCAGCCAGUUACUUUGGCCGGAUAUGUGAUCACGCCUCUUAUUGAAAACCUUGGACGAAAUAAAUCAGACAGGGUACUUCCAUUCAAGAUGUGGGUUGACUGGCCUUUAUCCGAGACACCGUACUAUGAAUUAAUGUUUACUUUUGAGGUGAUAUGCGUAUUCUUAAUUGGCAUCGCGUACGUUUGCCCCGAAGUGUUUUUAUGCGUCUUUAAUUUGCACGUGAUGGGUCAAUUUCGUAUACUACAAUACAGAAUGUUGAAUUUCUGGAACGUUGAAGGCAAAGAAAUGGAUGCAUUCAUAUACACCGAUCAUUGUUAUGCAGCUCUGAAGAAGUGUGUACAACAUCAUCAGUUACUUAUUGAGUUCUGCGUGAAGCUGGAACAAGUGUAUACCAUGUCGAUUUUUGUGCACAUGGCAUUUCUAAGCCUGUUAAUGGGUUUGGACUGCUAUGAAAUACUCGUGGCAGACACAAAUCCGUCGAUGCGUCUGAUUUUCAUAUUCCACGUAACUGGCAGCCUAAUUCACCUUUUUAUCUUUACGUACACUUGUCACUUUAUAAUGGAAGAAAGUACCAACGUUACUAGAACGAUAUAUUCAGGUUCGUGGAGCACUUUGCCAAUGUACAAAGCUGGCAGAUCGUUACGAUCGGAUAUAAGAUUCAUUAUGAUAAGAUCGUUGAAACCGUGCUGCCUGACUGCUGGUGGAUUUUUUCCCGUGUCUUUGGAGACUUUCACCUCGCUUUUAAGUUCUACAUUUUCCUAUUUUACCCUGAUGAGGGAGUCUUUGACGAGAACCGAGGGCGAAUAGUAUACAAAACAGAUUAAUAUGUAUUAACAGCGACCGUAGAAAUAUAUAAAAGUGAA